CGUAAAACUGCGUCCGAGCGGAAAACAAUUAUUUUGUGGUAUUAAGCUUAAGAAAACAAUGUAGGGAAAGUGGUCAAACGAAACGAACCUAUCUUUGUAACGAACGUGUUCAAGUGACGCGAAACCCGCUCGAUCCAUCGCUUUGCCAACGCCGAAAGCAGUGCAGACACCCCGCGCGACACAAAAGGAAAAGCAGUGUAAAAUAUGAGCGAACAAUUAGCACGGUUGCAGGGAUGCAGCGUCCUCGCGAUGGACGACAGCGACAAGCUGGUGCCCAAGUACGACCACAAAGUGACCAUCGUGUGCGGGUACGACCCGCAGGGGAUGACGCUGCGGAUAGUGAAGGAAGGCGGUGGUGGCGGCGGGCAACGGCAGCUCGAGGAGUUCCUAGUGAAUGGGUCGGACACGACGCACCUCAACCGGGGCAGCACGGCGCAUCUGCUCAUUAUCGGCGGCGAGCUGGUGCUGAUCCGUUUCGCUUCCAAAGCUGACUGCGGCCAGUUCCGGGCGCUGCUGCAGAAAAUUUCCGGCAAAGUGAACUCAGUAUUCAACCUGCGCACGGAGGACUCGUCCGCGUCACAGUAUUUCCAGUUCUACGGCUAUCUCUCGCAGCAACAGAACAUGAUGCAGGACUUUGUGCGAACCAGUACGUACCAGCGGGCCAUCUACAACAACGCGCCGGACUUUCAGAACAAAGUAGUCCUCGACGUUGGUGCCGGGUCUGGCAUUUUGUCGUUCUUCGCCGUCCAAGCCGGCGCUGCCAAGGUGUACGCCGUAGAGGCCAGUAAUAUGGCUCAAUACGCCCAGCAGCUGGUCAGCUCGAACCAUCUGUCGGACAAGAUCAUCGUGAUUGCGGGUAAGAUCGAAGAGAUUGAGCUGCCGGAGCGGGUGGAUGUGAUCAUCUCCGAGCCGAUGGGCUACAUGCUGUACAACGAACGGAUGCUCGAGACGUACCUGCAUGGCAAAAAGUGGCUCAAGCAACCGGAAGGCAAGAUGUAUCCGUCCCGCGGGGACCUGCACGUUGCCCCGUUCACCGACGAGGCGCUCUACAUGGAGCAAUACAAUAAGGCCAACUUUUGGAUGCAGACGGAGUUUCACGGCGUGAAUCUGGUGGCGCUGCGUGACGCCGCCAUGAAGGAAUACUUCCGCCAGCCGAUCGUCGACACGUUCGAUAUACGCAUCUGCAUGGCAAAGUCGGUGCGGCACACGACAAACUUUCUCACCGCGGAUGAGAAGGACCUGCACCGCAUCCAGAUCGACGUCGAGUUUCACAUCCUCGAGACGGGCACCUGCCACGGGUUGGCGUUUUGGUUUGAUGUCGAGUUCGGUGGCUCCUGCGCCCAGAUUUGGCUCUCGACGGCCCCGACCGAGCCGCUGACGCACUGGUAUCAGGUGCGCUGUCUACUGCAGACGCCCAUCUUCGUCAAACAGGGUCAGGUACUGUCGGGAAAGGUGGUGCUCGCGGCCAACCAGCGCCAGAGUUACGACGUCGAGAUCGACCUGAAGCUCGAGGGCACGAUGAUAAGUUCCUCCAACACGCUCGACCUUAAGAAUCCGUACUUCCGCUACACGGGCGCUCCGGUGCCAGCACCGCCCGGUUCGAACACGACCUCACCGAGCGAAGCGUACUGGAGCCAGCUCGACGCCCAGGGGGCUCGAAAUGCGGUCAACCUCGUCAACGGAAUCACGGUGAAUGGGCUCGGCGAGGUCGACAUGUCGUCGACGAUCAUCAACACGAACCUGAUGGCGAUCGGAGGUGGUGGAGGUAGCGGUAAUCAACCCAACAUUCAUCCCGGUCUGAUUUCCAGCACGGGCCGUCUCCAGUCGUCCUCGAACGUUCAGCAGAACCAACACCAUCACCAGCAGCAGCAGCAUCAGCAGCAUCAUCAGCAGCAACAACAGCAGCAGCACCAACAUCAGCAGCAACAGCAGCAGUCCACCACGGCCCAGCAGCUCGCCAUGACACCUCCGAUCGGGUGCGCGGCCACCUCCACGCAAAACGUGGCCCAGCAUCAGCUGAUCGGUGGCGCCAUCUCUCCGUCUCUCUUUACCUCGCCGGCCCAGUCGAUCCUCAACAGCCACCUGCAAAACCACCAUCACGGUCAGCCGAUCCAUGGCAAUCAGUUCUACUAGGUAGGGCGCGUACCUCAACUGUCCGUUGAGCAUUGGUCAAUCACCCUUCAGCAAUGGCAGCAGCAGCAGCAGCAGCAGUGGCAGUAUCCCGUUUUCUCCGUUCGUUUGCGUUCUUUUCAGUUCUUCAAUUUACUCCGAUUCGAUUUUUGUUUUCUUCCAACUUGUGUUGAACCGUCCAACAGACACCAACGGUUAUGCCACCAGUUUAGGACACUCCACGACAAGCAGGCUACGGUUAGCGAGAAGAAAAGUUUAAGCAGCUUUAAUAUUUUUCCGGAACUACUAAAUAUGUUUCACUAUACGUAGCUAAGCAAACAAUUAAUUGGGGGCCCUAUUAAUAUUGUCCCUUUUUCUUUAAUGAUUGAGAUUAGCACGGUACGCUAGGCUUAAUGGUUUAUCGAUCUACUUAUUUGUGAAAAAACGAUGUAAAUUCUAGUAGGCGUGUUUGUACAAUUGAACAAUCUUUGGUUCACUUUACAUAGUGGAGCCAUGCUGUGUUUUUAAUAUUUUCUGUUUCGUUUCGUUCAUUUCGACGUUCUUGAUUCCGUCACCUAUUCGUACUGUCAACGAUGCUUUAAUUCACGUUUAUGCGCCCUCCUAGCGUCCUGUAGGCUAUUUUACAUUUUGUGUAGUUAUCGUAUGCUUACUCUAAAAAGUUCUAAUAAGCAAGGAUAAGCAAUGAAAACCAAUAACCAGUGGCAUUUAUUCGUAUGUCUUGUAUGUUUCUAUGUUUCUUCUUCUACCUCAUCUUGUUCCAUUUUUUUUCUGGCAUAAGAUGACUUUUAGGCUUUCAUCUACGUGGAUAGCCAGCUCCUCUCGUACACCUAGGGGCUUUAAAUCGACCUUUGGCUUGGUUCAAAGCUACCGGCGUUAAUUUUUUUUGUUCAGUUAGUAGAUAUCAUUCCGGUAUAAGGUUAAUAGCACAUAGAGGACAAGAAAAGUGAAUCAGUUUGUACUGCAAUUGGUUUUUCGGGCCUGACUCCGGACCCAUACAAUUGGCUAUUGAUGAAUGCUCCGCAAAAUGGCACCCCAAGGAAGGAAAAUAUUGGUUUGCGUUUUUCCGUUUUCUUUCUGCUGAUCAGUUUGAGCAGUCAGAUGCAUUUUUACACACACACACACAUACAUACAUUCUAUCGACAUCCGGCACCACGAUAAAGAGGCAUUAGUUUAUUUUUUAAGCAUCAUAUUAUAAUUAUUAUUAUUUUAGCUCGCGAGUUAGGUCACGUUGUAGAGAGGGAGAGAGUGAACGGAAAACAACGAAGAUAGUAGUAAAAGAAAAAAAAAACACCCCGACACGAGACGAACAUCUGCUUACAGUGUGCGACAAAAAAUAAACCAAAUUUUACAUUUCGAGCAAAAAAUAGAGAUUACUAUAAUUUAAACCUCACAC
Messenger RNA from Anopheles coustani, 3523 nucleotides. RefSeq names its product histone-arginine methyltransferase CARMER (gene Art4). The coding region runs from base 205 to 2133 and encodes 642 amino acids. Gene Ontology annotation, biological process: peptidyl-arginine methylation. The record is from RefSeq and is a predicted model, not a curated record. Gene Ontology annotation, molecular function: protein-arginine N-methyltransferase activity. Lineage: Eukaryota; Metazoa; Arthropoda; Insecta; Diptera; Culicidae. The transcript has 2 exons.